CUCUUUGUUUCAAUCCCUUAACUUCUCACCCUUAGUUAGUGUCAAGUGUGUCUGUAGUGAACAAGGGAACUACCUCAUAUCUACCAUGGUGCUUGGAGACAUCCCCUCACACUUAGAGACACAGGCAUCGCUAUAGGAGGAGGAGGAGGAGGAGAAGGAAGAAGAGGAAGAGGAGGAGGAGGAGGAGAAGGAAAAGGAGGAGGAUUCUUAUCUCCUUCUUUCCUUCCUUCCUUCCCCCCUUUAUCAGGUGGAGGUGGAAACAUGGUUUGUCAAAGGAUGAUAAUGGGUUGGCCUGGGUCAUACUGGGUCAGCGUCUGUCACGUGAUCUUGCUGUCGACCGGCGUGACCCUUGCUCUGACCACGCAGGAAGGUGGAACGGUGCUCCAUGAGGUGCUGGCGGGACGGCAGGUGUAUGUUUACCGUUCCUAUAAGGACGUCCAGAUCUUCCACUUUUCUGUGCCACCUCACGUCUCUGUCGCGCACUUCAACUUCACAGCCAAUGACACCCUUGCUUGCGAUGCCCGUAACAUUACUGCCUUUCUGCAAGCCCAAAGCUACCCUGUGGUGAAUCCCGAUGGUGCAGAGUUUCCGCCUGGCAUGUGGAUCAACCGGUCGCAUGUCUAUGAGGUGCACCUGCGCUCGGACCUUAAGCCAGCCCUACUCUCCGUCCCAUUCCCUGUCGCUGGGGAUUGGUUCAUGGUGGCCUUUAUCAAUGAUACAUCCAACCGCAUAACUCAGGCUGGCCUGUUUCCAUCGUGCCACUCGUGGUUGCAGAGCGAGGUGGAAUAUCGGCAGGAGGACCAGAUUACCACCGUUGUGCCUGAGAUCCACUCCCAUCAAGAGAUUCAGCUCUACCAGAAAGUGGAAGGCUCUGAAUAUUAUAGAUUUUAUGUGCCGUCGUCUACAUGGCUUGUGGUUGUGAAUAUCAGCAAAUGCGUUGUGUUGGAUGAGGGAGAAGGGUCUCCUUCUUGCCCCAUAGAUGUAGGCUUCCGAACAAGAGCCUUGCCUGACCCAAAUUCUACAGACACAGUGGUUCACAACUGUGCUGAUGAUGGUGAAGUGUGCACGGUUGAGGUCGUCCCCGAGGAAGAGGCAUGGCACUAUAUUCAGCUAAGUACCCAUCAAGCUGCUGUCCAGCUCAGCAUGGCUGUCAAAUUCUAUAUGUGUGAUGAACCAGGUGGAAGCAGUUACCACCUGCUGAGUCGAUUGUACCUGAACCAGCUGUGCAGUGAAGGGAGCAGCAUACAAAACCUCCCACUGAUGUCCAAUGACACAGCCAAUGAGGUAAACAGCACAACUGAAUCAGAAGAGAAUGCUGACAAUAUGGAGUCACGUCGCAUUCUGUUCAUGCCGUCAGUGAAGAGAAAGAGGAACCUGCAAGAUAGUUGUUGGCCGAGGCAUAAUUUAGUGAAAAAGACAUUCGGGGGGAACUUUGUCUUCGAAUUUGACCUUCCGCCAGAUGAGAAUGGAUCAGUUCCCCUCCUACUGAAUAUCACCAAUGACUCCCCUACCCUUCUCACCUUCAACUUAGAGCCCAUCAUAGACAUUGGUGGAACACUUUCUGUGGAGCUGGCUGUUUCCCCAUUCAUGAACAUAACUCUCCACAACUUCACUGUGGAUGCUUGCGUGAGCCAUGGCAAGCGCAAAGAGCCAAACCUUGAUGUAGAUGCUGAGUUCAAGUGUCCUCGAGGUCAUGGCCUCCACGUCAACACCUCAAGCCUGUCCGCAGCUGCCACGUCAGUCCUGAUACCGUUCCCUGAGCCUGGGCCUUGGUACCUAACACUCCGUUCAGGUUGCUACCUUUCCAAUGCAAGUGAGGUGACAGAAUGUACUGUUAAUGAGACUACAGUGCUCUUCAGCAUCACUUCAGCCUCGUGUCUGCAUGGGAAAUGUGGCAGAUACGGGUCUUGCUAUCAAUAUAUUUCUGGGGGCUUCAUAUUUUCUACUUGUGUCUGCGAUGCAGGCUACCGUGGGUGGGCAUGCACAGACAAAUCUCAAGCCAUGGCUAAUUGGCAACUGAUCCUGGCUACACUGCUGCUAACGCUGUCAAAUCUGUUCUUCCUGCCGGCAAUCAUCUUGGCACUGAAGCGACGAUACUUUGCAGAAGCUGUGGUGUAUGCCUUUACCAUGGUUUUCUCAACGUUCUACCAUGCUUGUGACCAGCAGCCAUACAACUUCUGCCUGAUGCGCUUGAGUGUCAUGCAAUUCUGCGACUUCUAUUCUGCCAUCCUCUCCUUCUGGGUCACCCUCAUCGCUAUGGCUGACCUGCCCCACUCGCUCUACUCGUUCCUCCACGUGGCUGGUGCUCUGGUGGUUGCCUUGGGAGUGGAGUAUGACCGAACUGGACUGUGGGUGUUUGUUGUCCCUUCGGCCUCAGCCUUCUUGAUAAUGGUCGCCUCAUGGGUAUGGCACUGCAAACACCUGCACAGCUGCUAUCCAACCAAAUGGUACUGGCUGACGUGUCUUCUGCCGGGAGUGCUCCUCUCCGCCACUGGCCUCUUCUGCUACGCGUUCCUAGAGACCCAUGACAACUACUACUAUGUGCACUCGGUGUGGCAUGCGACUAUGGCCCUUGCGAUCCUCUGCCUUUUGCCUCCGCGGAGAGAGAAAGAUGGCUUCCUCUCUGUGACCCACCCAACCUCGGAGCCUAACCUACAGGCCUACAGGAUAACCACUUUGCAUGCUUCCUCACCCUAAUGUGGAGUGGUUUACCCCCUUAUCCUCCAUGAGCUCAUAGAGGGCAGACGGUGCGGCCUGGCUCACUCAUCCUUUCCCGUGACACCACUCGGCUUGCAUGGCUUGUAGGAGGAAUCUCUCCUUUCCCGCAGGUGGUGGAGGGGUCAGGUAGUCAGGCCUUUUUGCCUUGUCUCCCCUAAAAACCUGCAUCUCUUGGAGGUGGCUUGGCUUCUCUUGUGUGGUGGUGCUAACACUGCGUUUUUGUUCUCCAGUCUCCCUGUCUUUUAUGUCUCAUACUUACCUCUUUGUUUUCUUACUCCUGUGCCCUGGUGAAAUAACUUAAUUCAUCAGAAGCACUCUCUUUCUUUCUUUCUUCCUUCUUAAUUCUUCUCUCUAACUUCUUUGUCCUCUCUCUAUUCUCUGUCCCUUCUGUUAUCUCUCGCAUCACUCUCCUCUCCUUUCCUCUCCCUUCUUGCUGCUCUCAGUCUUUACAUUCUACCAGUUACUAACCCUUCCAUUAAAACCAAUCUUUUCUGUACUUCACCUACACAAAAUAAAAUCUCCAAGUGAAGUGUUUUCAUUAUGGCAUAAGAAUUUUAUUCGCAGGAAGAUCCAGCAUGUAGACAUAUAAGUGAAACUGUAAAAAUGUAUCUGUUGUUUAUUUUUAGAUUCAAAACAUUUUCAGUCAAAUAGAAAUGGUCAUUUGCUAUUUACUGCUUCAUUUUUAAUAGGAGUUAUGGCCUCUUUUGUAUUUAUUGUACAUAGAGAAAAAUGCUUAGAAUUAGGAAUAUUUUUUCUGCCAGUACGUGCACAAAGUACCAUCUUGGGUACAUCGAUUGCAGCAGCUGGACCUGUCUUAUAAUGAGGCCAACAAAGAAUUUAACAAGAUGCCAAAAUGAGAACAGACAAGUAACUGUUUAGUACCCAAAGGCUAAAAAGUACAAUGUGUGAUGUAAUUAGCUAUUUUGAGCUUUCAUGUAACAUAUAGGUAUUAAAAAAUAAGGGACUCAGGGAGACAGAAGGGUGAAAGUUGAAGAGUUGAUGCCCUAAGUUUGAUUGCAGUCCUCCCUCCCUCCUCCCUUCCCUACCCCCAUUUUAUAAAGUACAGCAUAACCAACGCAAGUCUUGUCAUCACAAGCAACAUCAGAAUAGCAUAUGUCAUCACACAUAUCUGUUGUCCAUCUUUGGUCUCAAUAGUGUUCAAUGAACAUUCCAUCCACAGGCUUGCUUAACCCAGACUAGUUUAGUUGCUUGGAAAUGUUAGCAUAAGAAGGAAUGGAUGUAGGAUGACAGCAUUGUCUUUUUUUUUCUCUCUCUUCCUCUCUCUUUUUUCAGUUAGAUCAGUUGUUUGUAACUUGGCUGCAGAUCCAAGACCUAGGUAAUCUGUGAGCUGCAGGAUUUACCAGCAAAGAUUUUCUCUUGCUAUUUACUAACGUCUGAACUGCUUUAUAUCUUGCUAGUCUGAAAAAAUGAAUGGAUUGAUCGGGAGGCUUUUGACGCAGCCGGCAUUUUGGAUUUUUGGAAACGUUGACACGUUGCCUACAAUUGGUGUUUUGGUGUCUGUAGUGGACUUUUAGAAGAUAUUGCCUAAUAGAUGUAGUUUUCUACUUAUGAUUUAUACAUUUUCCUUGUAAACAAAGAAGAAAGGAUAAAUAGGCCUGCAGUUUCGACUGUGAUUUUACUAUGGUUAUCAUUUUCUAGAUAUAUACAGAGAUUUAUAUUGUUGUUUGUAGACACAGCCAAAGCUGAAAGAGUGUAUGUCUCACAAAUUACAGUAUACUUUGUAGUCAUACUGAUGAAAUGUAAACGUGUUACGUGUGUGUAUAACUGAACAGAAAGUAUGAGUUUAAUCUUUAUAUGAUAAGUUCCACCAAUACUUUAUUUCUGUAUGCUUUCUGGUUGCCUGGGAAGAGUCCUCUGUGAAUUUAAUUGAUUUUGAGAGCUAUGAGGUAAUUCAGAACUUGCUAACUACCUGUACUAGUCAUUUGAACAGUAUCAAAUAGUUUUGAUGAUUAUGAACUUGAAGAUCACAAAGCUUAUGUGUAGACUGAUCAUUGUAUGUGAGUUUCAAUAAGUGAGAUGUGAUAGAAACCCAGGCCUACCAAGUGGGCAUUAAUUUUAGGCAUUAUAUCGUAUAAGCAUUCAUAUAUUCAUUAUUUAUUUAUUUGCACCAUUCUGUACCUGCCUCAUGGAGUCAUUCUCGUGUAAACAGUCAAAAGCGCACAUGUGCGUCACACACACACACACACACACACACACACACACACACACACACACACACACACACACACACACACACACACACACACACACACACACACUCACACACUCACACUCACUCACGUACA
Messenger RNA from Penaeus indicus, 5024 nucleotides. RefSeq names its product post-GPI attachment to proteins factor 6-like. The transcript has 15 exons. The record is from RefSeq and is a predicted model, not a curated record. NCBI's taxonomy places the organism in Eukaryota, Metazoa, Arthropoda, Malacostraca, Decapoda, Penaeidae. The coding region runs from base 262 to 2697 and encodes 811 amino acids. Gene Ontology annotation, cellular component: membrane.